AUGUCAUCGAUGAGGUGUCUCCAUCCCUAAUUUAUCGUCCAUUUGGUCAAAGUCACCACGCGUAUAGUUUUGUUUUGUUCUUAAAUUCUAUCGAGUCCCUAAUACAACUUCAAAAUGGUUAGGGAGAACAAGGCAGCAUGGAAGGCUCAAUACUUCAUCAAAGUUGUGGAACUGUUCGAUGAGUUCCCAAAGUGCUUCAUUGUGGGCGCCGACAAUGUUGGCUCCAAGCAGAUGCAGAACAUCCGUACCAGUCUGCGUGGCCUGGCUGUCGUUCUUAUGGGCAAGAACACAAUGAUGCGUAAGGCCAUUCGUGGUCAUUUGGAGAACAAUCCUCAGUUGGAGAAGCUGUUGCCGCACAUCAAGGGCAAUGUUGGCUUUGUGUUCACCAAGGGUGAUCUGGCUGAGGUCCGCGACAAGCUGUUGGAAUCCAAGGUGCGUGCUCCUGCACGUCCCGGUGCCAUUGCUCCGCUGCACGUCAUCAUCCCAGCGCAGAACACUGGCUUGGGUCCCGAGAAGACCAGUUUCUUCCAGGCUCUGUCCAUCCCAACCAAGAUUUCCAAGGGUACAAUUGAAAUCAUCAACGAUGUGCCCAUCCUCAAGCCCGGCGACAAAGUGGGCGCCUCCGAGGCCACUUUGCUCAACAUGUUGAACAUCUCUCCGUUCUCAUACGGUCUGCUCGUUAGCCAGGUGUACGAUUCUGGCUCGAUCUUCUCGCCCGAGAUUCUGGACAUCAGACCCGAAGAUUUGCGCGCUAAGUUCCAACAAGGCGUUGCCAAUCUGGCUGCCGUCUGUUUGUCGGUUGGUUACCCAACAAUCGCUUCGGCUCCACACAGCAUUGCCAACGGUUUCAAGAACCUGCUGGCCAUUGCUGCCACCACCGAGGUGGAGUUCAAGGAAGCCACCACCAUCAAGGAGUACAUCAAGGAUCCCAGCAAGUUCGCUGCUGCUGCUGCCGCUUCGGCUCCAGCUGCUGGCGCUGGCGGUGCUGCCGACAAGAAGAAGGAGGAGGCCAAGAAGGCCGAGUCAGAAUCCGAAGAAGAGGAUGACGAUAUGGGUUUCGGUCUGUUCGACUAAGCAAAGUAGCCCCCGACGUGCGCUCCUAGCAGCAAUUUCUAUGUUUACGUCGAUUACAGCUCAGCUAAUUGUAAAUUAUUGUCGCGGUCUGACACACCCAAUGGCAAGUUGCAUUAACAUGGAGCAUAUAAUACCAAUAAAAUUGAUGUAAACAUAAA
This is a messenger RNA of Drosophila busckii, 1232 nucleotides long. RefSeq names its product 60S acidic ribosomal protein P0 (gene RpLP0). Gene Ontology annotation, cellular component: cytosolic large ribosomal subunit. Bases 115 to 1074 code for a protein of 319 amino acids. The record is from RefSeq and is a predicted model, not a curated record. Gene Ontology annotation, molecular function: large ribosomal subunit rRNA binding; structural constituent of ribosome. The transcript is spliced from 3 exons. Lineage: Eukaryota; Metazoa; Arthropoda; Insecta; Diptera; Drosophilidae. Gene Ontology annotation, biological process: ribosome biogenesis; ribosomal large subunit assembly; cytoplasmic translation.